UGAGGGUGGGAGGAGGGAGUGAUGGGUGGAGACAGCAGCCCAGGAGGGUGCAAGGAAGUAUCUUAGCUGAGGCUGGAGAGAGUGGGGGGAAGUCUGCAGGGACAGACAUCCUCCAGGGUCCAGAAUCCAGAGCAGCUCCUUCUGCCUGCCGGGAAGGGCUCUGAGCAUUGCUGCCCUUCUUGGCCACUGAGGCUCAAGCCACAAGCCCAGGGUGUUUGCUGUUGGUGACAGAGCCACCAAGCUGGUAGCUCUGGGACUCCCUGCCCAUCUUCUUCUCCACUCCCCGGCAUGGAGGAAGGUGGAGAUUUCGACAACUAUUAUGGGGCAGACAACCAGUCUGAGUGUGAGUACACGGACUGGAAGUCUUCGGGGGCGCUCAUCCCCGCCAUCUACAUGCUGGUCUUCCUCCUGGGCACCACGGGCAAUGGCCUGGUGCUCUGGACGGUGUUUCGGAGCAGCCGGGAGAAGAGGCGCUCAGCUGACAUCUUCAUCGCCAGCCUGGCCGUGGCCGACCUGACCUUCGUGGUGACCUUGCCACUGUGGGCCACCUACACGUACCGGGAGUAUGACUGGCCCUUUGGGACCUUCUCCUGCAAGCUCAGCAGCUACCUCAUCUUUGUCAACAUGUAUGCCAGCGUCUUCUGUCUCACCGGCCUCAGCUUCGACCGCUACCUGGCCAUCGUGAGGCCAGUGGCCAAUGCCCGGCUGAGGCUGCGCGUCAGCGGAGCGGUGGCCACGGCCGUCCUGUGGGUGCUGGCCGCCCUCCUGGCUAUGCCCGUCAUGGUGUUCCGCUCCACCGGGGACUUGGAGAACAGCACCAAGGUGCAGUGCUACAUGGACUACUCCAUGGUGGCCACCUCGGGCUCCGAGUGGGCCUGGGAGGUGGGCCUGGGGGUGUCGUCCACCGCCGUGGGCUUCGUGGUGCCCUUCACCAUCAUGCUCACCUGCUACUUCUUCAUCGCCCAGACCAUUGCCGGCCACUUCCGUAAGGAGCGCAUCGAGGGCCUGCGGAAGCGCCGCCGGCUGCUCAGCAUCAUCGUGGUCCUGGUGGUGACCUUCGCCCUGUGCUGGAUGCCCUACCACCUGGUGAAGACGCUCUACAUGCUGGGCAGCCUGCUGCACUGGCCCUGCGACUUCGACCUCUUCCUCAUGAACGUCUUCCCCUACUGCACCUGCAUCAGCUACGUCAACAGCUGCCUCAAUCCCUUCCUCUACGCCUUCUUCGACCCUCGUUUCCGCCAGGCCUGCACCUCCAUGCUCUGCUGGGGCCGCAGCACAUGUGGGGCCAGCUCCCACAGCAGCAGCGGGGAGAAGUCCGCCAGCUACUCUUCGGGGCACAGCCAGGGUCCCAGCCCCAUUGUGGGGAAGGGUGGAGAGCAGACACAAGAGAAAUCCAUCCCCUACAGCCAGGAGACUCUUGUGGUCGACUAGGGCUGGAACCAGAGAGAAGCUUGGCUCCCCUGGCCUGUCCCAACCUCUGCUCUUGCUCUCUGCAAAUCAGGUAGCACCGCUGCACCUUCUCUUUGCACCUGCCCCCUGCCCUGACUCCAUCUUGAUCUCCUCUGCUUUCUUCAUUCUUUCUUAGACCUUUGGGAUUGAGCAGAAAGAGGCUUUGCUCUGCAGUCAGACCUGUGCUCUGCUACUUAGUACCUGUGAGAUGGCCUCGCCCAAGGCUCACUUUCCCCUCUGUAUCAAUGGAGGAAAGUCAUGCAGACCCUAAAACAUUGAUGUGUGAGAACGGAUCCAAACUGUGCUUCCUUCCACCCUUUUCUGAGAUCUUUGGCUUCUUUUCUCUCUCCUUCCUUUGAGUUUCCCUCUAACUCUGCAAGUUUUACUGUUAAUCCUCAUCUUCUAGCUGCAAGCUCUCUCCCCACAUGGACUCCCCCCUUCUCAGUCCUUCCUUCAUCCUCAUUUACUUCCGUCCUGCAGGGCUCCCAAGGGUUAAGGAUCCUGAAGCUUGCAGAGACUGACCCUGCCCAUGCCCUUACCCUGUUUUCUGAAAGCCAGCUAAGGAGUGGGCCGGACCUAUGAUGAGCUGUGUGUCAGCAAAGAAUUAACGCUCCAGUCGCCGGGGCCAGGAGCUCCGGGAUGUUUCCCAAAACUGGAUCAGUUCUCUGUCAUUUCAGGCACCAGGGCCACCGUGAUCCAUGCAGAGAGCUUCCCUUCUUGCAGAGUCUCUGUGAUACCGACCACAGAUCCCCUAGAUCCUUUCCUUCUUCCUCUGUAGUGGGUGAGAAUUGGACAGCAAUGGGCUGAUGAAGCUGCGGAGUUUUACUACUUGGUUUUAGCACAUGCAUGGGGAGCUGGGAGGGGAGAAUAGAGAAGAGGCGCUGAAGGGCUGUGUGUGUGUUGGUCUGUGUGCUGCUUGGCUUCCCCCUCCCCCAGUCCCCCUCCCUCCAGCCUCCUCUGGAACUGUGAACCGCAGGUCUCUCUCCCACCUCCCGCUCCCACCCCGUCAUCUCCCCGAUGUUUCUCCUGGGUGCUGGUGCCAAGAGUCACUUGGUUGGGGUGAGGAUGCUUGCUUUUUGUCUGUGUGAAUAUAUACAUGAAUACACAUAUCUCUAUAUGGAUGAACAUAACAUGGUGAAUGUUGUGGAUGAAUGAACUUGGAUGGAUCCCUGCUCCCUUCCCCUCUCCCCCACCACCAUGUCUCUGCUUGUCACACUGUACCCUUGAAGGAAGAAGAGACACAUGGAGGCAAUAUAGAAUAAAAGGUCAGUGGUCCCCUUCCCAAGGAGGGGGUGAGAGGCACAGGGUGGGCUUUGUCUCCCGUCACCAUCAGGACGGAAUCUCCUGGCUUCUGAGACUGAGUUGGGGGCUGGGGACAGUGAGUAGAGCAGUCAUAGAGGGGCUGGUGGCCUGGUAUCCAUAGGGACCUCAAGGACAAAAUUAAUCAUGGGGCCUUUUCGAGCUGGAAAUGGGGUGUGUGUAUUCCGGGCUUUGUUCUUGAAGGACUCUGGAAAUGAAGGACAAGAUGUGGACAGAGACGGGAAGAGCCCAGCUUGGUCAUCCCUGGGAUGGAGGUGGCUCUGGGAACAGAGGGGGAACAGACGGGCACUGGCUCCUCUCAGCUUAGUCUCCCCAGAACGUCAGACCAGAACGUCCCACAGAGGCGGAGCGCCACCCUCAAGGCAUCCAGUCAAGACUGGAGGAGGCUCUCGAAGGCCAGAGGGUGCCCCCGACUCUCCUGAGUGAACCGCAGGGACUUCCUGCCCGGCACUCAGGCCCCGUCUGGGACAGUGGCAGAGGAGGCUGCCUUCCCCCCCGCUCCCCUUCCGCAGAAUGCCUGUGCUCCUCGUUGACCUUGUCAGUCACCGCGUUCAUCAAAUAAAACUGUUUUGUGUAA
Messenger RNA from Ictidomys tridecemlineatus (thirteen-lined ground squirrel), 3346 nucleotides. The record is from RefSeq and is a predicted model, not a curated record. NCBI's taxonomy places the organism in Eukaryota, Metazoa, Chordata, Mammalia, Rodentia, Sciuridae.